Molecule: messenger RNA, 648 nt
Organism: Penicillium lagena
Lineage: Eukaryota; Fungi; Ascomycota; Eurotiomycetes; Eurotiales; Aspergillaceae
Exons: 1
Coding region: 1-648 (215 amino acids)
Source: RefSeq, a predicted model, not a curated record
AUGCGCCAACAGCACCUGGGAUCUUUACUGGAACGAAGAUUACUUCUUCUGCUGCGCACAUGGAGCUAUUGGAUUCAUCAGCACCGUGGCAUCAUCAAAUGGAUUCUUUGGCUGUGCAUCAUCGGAGACCAAUGUCAACCCAAGUGUCAUGAGCACAUUGACUCCGACUGCAACUGGAACACGCAAGUCCUGCACCCAAAUCAUCCCGUCUCCAUUUGUGCUAACCAGAAAACAGCUAUCGCUUCAUCAACCUCAUCAACGGCGGCGGCUACACAGGCAACGCCAACACAAGCCCAGUCAUCAUCCAAUAACGGUACGAAUACCGGAGCAAUAGCUGGUGGUGUGGUCGGAGGGGUGUGUGGACUAGCGAUUAUUGCAGUCUUGGUUUGGCUGUUAUUGCGUUAUCGGUCACGAGCAUUGAAAUCUGGAAAGCCUCGUUUUACAGAUGAGAAACUCUACGGAGCCCAAAAUCAGUCCGGUGGGCCCCUAACCCCAUCAGCAAAUCCUUCAGAACCACCCAUACAAAGUCGAUCGACAGGGCCUACUGAACUAUCACCAGAGAACGGUUCAGUACCAUCCGAACUAUCACCGGAGAAUCGUUCAGUGCCAUCCGAACUCCCCGCAGACUAUGUCGUUGAUCCUCGCUAG